UAAAAUAAGUAAUAAGAAUAUGUACUGCAUCGCCCAAAACAUAAAAAUAGUUUUUGCAUUAUGUUAACUAGAAGCCGCCGUAUUUUAUGUCUUUCGUAGUUAUGAAAUGGUUCCAAUAAAUUUUUUUUCUCACGAUUAUGUUUGAAAAAAGAAGUUAGAAAUUCUUUAAAAGGAAUGUGCAGUGACAUACAUAACUGCAAGUUUUUUUCAACCGUUUUAUAAAGGUAUAUGUUCGUGCGGAUUUGUCUUAUCGAUUCGCAUUAUGUGUAAAAAAUGUUUGAAGAAAUGGAAAUGAGACGUUUAAUAGCUAAUGUUUCAUAUUUCUGUAUGAUUCUGUUUCAUAAAAUAAGUACCUACUACAUGCUUAGUCACCUCCGGAUCGCAAGACAUUCGUUUGAUGCAUGAAGCAGUCAACUAUUGAUGUUAGAACAAUGCGAUCCUGAUAGACCAAUAACAAUUACAUGUGCUUUUGAACACCGCCACUUCCAAAAUUUACAUGAACAUUGAUUUCAAUAGUUAUAGGCUACUUCUGCUUAUAAUAUUAUUUGUAUAAACUAGGAUUGGAUAACAAUGGAGGAUAAUAUCAUAAGUAUGUUCAUGGACGUGAAAUUGGAUAUUAGAGAGCGAAAACUAGAAUUCUCUCACCUCAAGGCUUGGGCCCGCUAUUUCGUUCGCGUGGAAGCUGUCAAAUGUUUUCCGUGUUACAUCAAAAUUAGUUUUUUCCAAUCACAUUCUGACGAGAGCACUGAUCUGAUAGUGCGUAUCAACAUUCCAGGAUUGACUGUGCAAAUGGCUACUUCUCGUACCCGAGCGCACACAUAUGGAAUAUUUUGGAAAAAUAAUCGCAAAAGAUGCUGUGCUUACUUUGCACUUCCUUCACAGUUACUUUGUGAGCGUCAUUUACGCUGGAUGAAAAAAUCAAUUCGUAAUCUAGAACUAUACCGUCAGGAAAUUUUGCAGUUGCGAAGAGCUAGUAGAACGCCUAUGCAUGAGUUUAAGCAGGAGAUACAUCCGGCACCAUCCGACUGUGAUCUAGGCAUCUACCAGAAUCUCGAUAUAACUCAAAAUAUGGUCGAUGUUCGUGAAAUCCUCGGCCCAUUGCCAAGUGUACCCGACCAGAUAAGUAAUUCGCUGCGAGUCUCUGGUGUUUCUGAAAUUUAUGAAGAAAUAUCAGAUCUUAAAAACUCGUAUGUAAUGGAUACCUGUCCCCGUAUGUCAAUUACCUCAGGUAUCUAUGAAGAAAUGAAGCUAACGGAUUUCGGAGAGCAUACCAAAAAAAAUGUCCUAAAUGAUGGAAAUGAUGAUGUUGCACCACCUCUUCCACCACGUCCAAGAUUACUCACAAAUGAAUAUCAAUUACAAAGAUCAUUAACUACACCAGAAGCAGAUCUCUUGAAAAAGAAAAAGCAUUGGCAAAUCUUUGAUACGAUGUUUGGUCGUCGGCGAACAAACAGUGGUUCUACACAGGUUUCAAACAUGGGUGAAAUUCCAACCCAUGAACCAAAACCACCUGUUAAUACACCAUUAAGUUCACAGAAAGGUAUUCCUUGCAAGAAUGUGGCAAACCCGAAUUUAACGGAAAAUAAAAGACAUAGUUUUUCUAGUCCCGAUAUAAGCAUCCUUAAAAUAUAUGAUGCCAAAAAGACCACUUUGGCCUCUAUGGACAAUUUGUCAGACAAUGCAUCCUGCAGUUCAGAUUUUUUAAGCCAAGAUGAAAAAAAUCAAAUCGAGGAGGAUUGCUUCCAAUCAUUCGAAUCUUUAAAUAUUAAGAAUUCUUUAAUAGAACACUCAUUAAUUGAUCUAUGUGGGGAUAAUCGGUCGAAAAUAAUGAAUAUUUCUGAGAGGAUCGUUGCCAAUCUCAACGUUUCCUGUAAUUUAUCCUCAGUAAAUUUAGUAGGUUCCGAAUGUACUACACCACGAAAAGAGUUGUUGCAAACCCUGGAUAUUCCAUCUUUUUCUGCCGGAUAUUGUGAAAUGGGUGCUGCUGGAACUGGAUUCGAUCGUCAAAAACUGACAGAUGCUGCUAGUGAUAUGAAAUAUAAAGUGCCAGCAAGGAACGAUAACACAACAUCUAUUUAUGUUAACAUAAAUAAUAACACUAUUUGUAAAGAGCAUACAGAACUGUCAAGUUCAAGUAGCAGUGGAGUAAGUAGCACAUAUAGCAGCAAAAGCAGUGUUUGUAGUUCUAGAAAACUACGGGGAUGGAUCGAUGAUAAAGUUCCAUCAUACCAUCCAAAUGACGAUUAUCGGACACACAAAAAAGUAGCAACAUGUUUUGUUCGGAAUGAGAGUGUUAAAAAACGACCAGCACGUUCCAAGGCACUCAAAAGUCCACGCACCGAUAACCACUAUGUUGUCAUGUCAUCUCCGAAAACCGUCCAAAAUAAUAUAAUUCACCAGGAUAAAACACCAUUGGUAUCACAUAUUGACAAACCAGCACAAAAAUGUAUCUCUGACUGUAAAUCGAAAAACGCAACUCGGUGCAGUCAACACUCGGGAACAAUGGACCCACCAAAACAACCAGUCCUUAUUGAUAAUCAUGAAACAUCUACCAAAAACAUCGAAAACAAUCCUCCAGAAGUGACACCUAAACGUUAUUUAAAAUAUGCAACUGUUUCAUGUAGUGUAUCUCCCACGGGUAGUAAAUACCAUGAAAAGACAACUGGGCGCAAAGUAACUGACCCCAUGCUUUUCAAUGCAAACAAACGGUUUGGUUCUUUGCCGCGUUUUGGAAGGAUUGAUCUAUCUCCAUUGCGCUUGAAAAUCAAUAGUGUCCUUCAACGCCACAGUGCUGGCAAUUCAUAACACAAACAAGUUUUUAAAAUUUUAUCUUAAAAUCAUCACAUAAAAAUGCUCAAUAUAUGUACGCCGAUAUAUAAUAAUAAGUUUUAUUUUAACUUCCAAACUAAAAUUGAAUGGAAUAUAUUCAUUUAAACAUGUAUGGCGGAAUGUUUUCUGUUAAGAAUAGUAAGCUUUGUUCUGUUAAUUUAUCAAACAUGUUGCUAGCUUUUUUAAAUUGCUUUAUCCUGUAAUAUUUGACUUUAGACUAACGUUACGAAGUUGAAAGUUUAUAAUAAAAAUAAAACACAAAAUCUCGCUUCAAUGCACUACACUAUCUGUGAUUAGAAUUCGAAUGUACAAUCUCGUAGGAAACAAUCGAAAAUUGCGAGUGAUUAUUAAAAUUGAAUAUUUUGUAUCUGAAAGCCUUGAGAGUAUUGCAACUCAAGAAUAUUUCUCGGCAAGGGCAUACAUAUAACUAGAUCAUACGAUUUUGCGUUUUAAUGCUAGGGAGCUCGCACAAGGCAUAGCUAGACCCUAUUAACGUAGGUAUAAAAAUUUAUUAUCACAUGCUGCAUAUCAACUACAUAUUGCAAGUUUGAUAAUUCUACAUCUUCUAUAUUAGAGACAAAAGAAAUGCUAACGCUUUUUAUUAUCAGUAAUUUUACUGAAGCUAUUGUGAUUCUCGGUCAUUGUGAAACGUACAAAAAUGCCUGCAAUAAAACUCUUCAAAAGCAAAAUGAUUCAAAA
This is a messenger RNA of Wyeomyia smithii (pitcher-plant mosquito), 3528 nucleotides long. RefSeq lists its product as uncharacterized. Lineage: Eukaryota; Metazoa; Arthropoda; Insecta; Diptera; Culicidae. The coding region runs from base 571 to 2805 and encodes 744 amino acids. The record is from RefSeq and is a predicted model, not a curated record. The transcript is spliced from 6 exons.